CCGCCGAGGAAACGAUCAACCAUCGCAACAUGGCGGAUAGCGGCGUGGAAACAAACGUCACGGUGGACGUCCAGCCGUCUCUGACGAUCAAGACGUCCGUGACCAUCUAUUUUACCAUCUUCGCCAUUGCAUGGAUCAUCUUCCUGUACUUGCAAAAGCGCAAGCCGACGAUCUACGCAUGCCGCAAUGAGAGCACCGAGACCGCGUCUGUCGCAGUAGACACGGGCACCAUGUUUGGAUGGAUCAAGCCUACGUGGACGACCAGCGACGAAGUGCUGUUUGAGUUCUGUGGUCUGGACACGCUCAUCUUCCUGCGCGUACUAGCUCUCGGACGGAAACUCGCGCUCUUUGGCGUGUUGCUGAGUGCCGCGUUGUUUCCCCUCUAUGCCACGGGCACAAACCCCGACGAAGCCGCCGGUCGUCGCAAGGAAAUCGAUCCCUUGGAGCGCAUCACCAUGUCCAACUUGAGUAACGGUGAGCCGCGGCUGUGGGCGUCCGUGGCUGCGAUGUACUUCAUGACGUUCUACGCCAUGUACUUGUUCCGUACCGAAUAUCGGUACUACGUGAAGCGUCGCCAUCAAUUCCUUAGUCGCGACGACCCCCAGCAGUAUACCAUUUUGAUCAACGACUUGCCGAUGAGCCUGCGCACCCCGCAUACGCUCAAGUACUACAUGGACUACUUGUUUCCGCAAGAUGUCCAAGGCGUGACCGUGGCCGUUGAGUGCGCAGACUUGGAGAAGUCCGUGGCGAAGCGCGAGAGGACGCGCAACUCGUUGGAGCAUGCGAUGGCUGUGUCGGCGCAGACUGGCACACGUCCGACGUAUCGGCCCAAGAAGGAAUUGCAAAAAGAGUAUGACGCGAUCGAUUAUUUCACGGAAAAAUUGUCCAAAUUGAACAGAAAGGUGUACGAAAAGUACCAGUUUUUGGUGGAAAAGCAACAAGAAUUGGAAGCCGAGUGCAUUGCCACGGGCGUGGACAAGGCUGCCUUUGCGUCGGCGGCGCCCGUGUCAUCUGUCGACGACGAAAGCAGCAGCCAAAUUGCGCUGAACGAAGCGCUGCACCGCCAUAUUAAAGAUGGCAUCACGCGCAGCUCGGCAUUUGUGAGUUUUACGUCGCUACAGACGGCGCAAACGGCCCAGCAGAUUUUGCAGACGGAAAACCCCCUGGAAAUGGAAAUCGUGGCGGCGCCGCAGCCCGAUGACAUUGUGUGGGAAAACAUUGGCCGGUCCAAGCAAGAAAAGGAUUCCUGGCGCUUGAUCUCGACGGCGAUUUCCACCGCUGUGAUUCUCUUUUGGACGAUCCCGACGGCGGCGGUGGUUGCGUUUUCGACGGUGGAGAACCUGCAGCUCAACUACCCCGGGCUCAAGUCAUUUUUUGAAAAGUACCCGUGGAUGAUUCAAGUGUUCAAGCAGAUCAGUCCAUUGGGGCUGGCCGUCAUGACGGCACUGGCGCCCAUGAUCAUGACGUACCUAAGCAAGCGCGAAGGCCACCCUAGCGGCGCGCAGGUCAAGGGGUCGACGUUUACCAAGCUCGUGUACUUUCAGACAUUCCAAAUCUUCUUUGUGUCUGUGAUUGCGGGGUCGCUCAUCGAGUCGCUGUCGAAAGUGCUGGACCAGCCGCAGCUGCUUGUCAAGAUGCUCGGCACGUCCAUUCCCGCCCAAGCGACCAUGUUUAUGUCUUACUUGAUUGUCAAGAUUGGCGUCGAUCUCGACGUGGAACUGCUCCGUGUGAUGCCGCUGAUCCUGGGCUUUGUGUACAAGCUAUUUGCGCCCAAAGUAACGGCCCGCGAGCGCUCGUCGCCGUGGUUUGGACUGCGUCCGGCGUCGUUUGCCGGUGAUUUUGACACGGGGGGCGCUCUGCCCGACUAUUUCCUGGCGCUGCUGCUUGUGGUGACGUUUUGUGCCAUCGCGCCGCUGCUCAACUACUUUGCGCUGGUGUACUUUAUCGUGGCCGAGCUCGUGUUUCGUCGCCAAGUGCUGUACGUGUACGAUCCGUCGCCGCACUCGUCGGGCGUGUAUUGGCCCCGUCUGCAUACGUUUUUGGUGGGCGCGCUGCUGCUGUCCCAGGUGACGUUUCUCGGCAUGAUUUCGCUCAAGAUUGCGCCGGGUCCCAUCGCCGCCGCCACGGCGCUGCCGUUCGUGUCGGCCGUGUACUAUUUGUACAUUGAAGGCAUCUUUCCGAGGUCGGCCAAGAACCUGCCGCUGUUUUCAUGCGCCCGCCUCGACAAGCAACGCGCUGGCCACGUGUUUGCAAACCUCUCGGCCGCGUUUGUCCAGCCCGCGCUCACUGCGAGCGACCCGAUCAAACCAGAUUACAGCGAACUGGCUACCAACGUCCAAGACCACCCCCACACGUCGACCUCGAACGGCGACGAAGAAGACGGGUUAAGUCGCAGUACCGCCAAGGACAAGAGCAUGAAGGGGUUUCACAUUUAGUUAGCCAAGGGGGGGGGUUGGUUGGGGUGUGUUUGUUUUACGUGACGAGGACGGCAGCAGAUAGAGGCUGGCUGGCCGUACGUACGUAUUCUAUGCGUUGAAAUGAGAAGGAAGAUUGCCAGGACGGCUCGUUUCCCCCACAAUUUGUAUAGACCCCGCACGCCGCCUCGGCCGCUGGUUGUUGAUGUAUAUCAUAUACUAGUAGACUUGUACAUAAUAUAUACAUAUGGUAACCUGUUGAGGUUGGUCACGAGCC
Aphanomyces astaci is the source of this 2691-nucleotide messenger RNA. RefSeq lists its product as hypothetical. Lineage: Eukaryota; Oomycota; Saprolegniomycetes; Saprolegniales; Verrucalvaceae. Gene Ontology annotation, molecular function: calcium-activated cation channel activity. The record is from RefSeq and is a predicted model, not a curated record. Gene Ontology annotation, cellular component: plasma membrane. The coding region runs from base 30 to 2435 and encodes 801 amino acids. The transcript is spliced from 5 exons.